UCACAUCAACACGUCACGGAGCUCAGAGAAUUGCUUUUCUCUCGCUCGGGGCGAGCGAGAGAGAGAGAGAGAGAGACAGAGAAGAAGCGAGGGAGAUGAAAAGACAGAGCGGGAGUUCGAAAAAAAGAAAAAAGAAAAGAAAGUAAAAAUAGAAAUAAUUGGCAUCCACUGAAGCUGGGAAGCAUUAAACCCCUUUCAAGCUACUCAGCCCUCUCAUCAGUCCUCACCUCCAAGCCCUAACCAAAUUCAAACUCCCUUCUCUCACGAAUUGCGAUGAUGGCCUUGCAAUCGCAGAAAUGCGUGGAGAACAGCACAAAAUUCGAAGCACCGGAGUUCUCGAGAAGAGAGAGCGUUAGGAUAAAGGAUAAGCGGAUAGCCGAGAAGGAGCUCCGGGUGCGUCAGAGAGUAGAGCUACUAAAUGAGCAGCCAGACGUUUCUGGGGAAGGAGGCAGACGAAAAAGAAUCAAACAUUGCUACUCAAGGAGGGCUUCCGUUAAAAAUGCGCACGGAGAGGUGGAGAAGAUCUCCGAGGGUUUCGGGGCAGGGGACAAGCCGAUGAAUCUGAGCUUGGAAGCGGAAAAUAGGGCUGUUAGUGAGAACGGUACAGCGAGUACACUUGAGAAGAGUGACUAUGCAAAGGUGAAGGAGACGCUGAGAGUGUUCAACAAGCACUAUCUCCAUUUCGUGCAGGAAGAGGAAAAACGGUGUGGCAAAGUGGAAGCUGAAAGGAAAGCCUCCAAAGCUUCAAAAUCUAAGAAACGGGUUGCACGAGAAGAGAAAAAUUCCAAACCCUCAAAAGGUUCAAAAUCUAAGAUACAGGCUGCACCAGAAGACACAAAGAACAGGACCAAGCGACCUGAUCUGAAGGCUGUAUCUAAGAUGAUGGAGGCUAAUGAAAUCUUGAACCCUGUGAAAAGAAUUGGUGAUGUUCCAGGAAUUAAGGUUGGGCAUCAGUUCUAUGCACGGGCUGAAAUGGUUGCUGUUGGUUUUCACAGUCACUGGCUGAACGGGAUUGAUUAUAUGGGGCAGAGUUACAGUAAAGGGGAGUAUAGGAACUACACGUUCCCAGUUGCAGUUGCCAUUGUUUUGUCCGGGAUGUAUGAAGAUGACCUUGAUAAUGCUGAUGAUGUUGUGUAUACUGGUCAAGGUGGACAUAAUUUAACUGGCAAUAAGCAUCAGAUCCAAGACCAAAAGAUGGAGCGUGGAAAUUUGGCACUCAAGAACUGUGUGGAGCAACAUGUGCCUGUUAGAGUCAUUCGUGGCCAUGAAUCUAAAAGCAGUUACACCGGUAAAGUUUACACAUAUGAUGGAUUGUACAAGGUUGUGAAGUACUGGGCAGAGAAGGGUCUUUCUGGAUUUACCGUGUUUAAGUAUUGCCUAAGGCGGCUUGAAGGGCAGCCACUAUUGACCACUAACCAGGUUCACUUUACUCGUGGGCGUGUACCUCAGUCUGUUUCAGAAAUACGUGGGUUGGUUUGCGAGGACAUCACUGGUGGUCAAGAGGUUCUUCCCAUUCCAGCUACUAAUUUGGUUGAUGAUCCACCUGUUGAACCCACAGGUUUCACGUAUUGCAAGUCUAUUCAAGUUGUGAAAAAUGUUCAGCUUCCCAAUAAUGCUUCUGGAUGCAAUUGCAAAGGAAUGUGUGUGGACCCCAAGACCUGUGGUUGUGCUAUGCUUAAUGGCUCUGACUUCCCUUAUGUAUCACGUGAUGGUGGAAGAUUAAUUGAAGCCAAGGAUGUUGUCUUCGAAUGUGGUCCAAAAUGUGGCUGCGGACCAGAUUGUGUGAACCGUACUUCUCAGAGAGGCCUGAAGUAUCGACUCGAGGUUUUCCGCACUCCAAAGAAAGGGUGGGCUGUUCGAUCUUGGGACUUCAUACCUUCUGGGGCACCAGUUUGUGAGUACACGGGAACACUUAUGCGGACUCAGGAUUUAGAUAGUGUCUCAGAGAAUAAUUAUAUUUUUGAGAUUGAUUGCUUGCAAACAAUGAGGGGCCUUGGUGGAAGAGAGAGGCGAUUUCGGGAUGUACCUGUACCAACAAGCAUUUCUGAACCAACAGUCAUUUCUUCAGACAGGCCUGAUGAUCUGAGAUCUGAAAAUGUACCAGAGUUUUGCAUUGAUGCAGGGUCCACUGGGAAUAUUGCGAGGUUUAUUAAUCACAGCUGUGAGCCUAAUCUUUUUGUCCAAUGUGUUUUGAGCUCACACCACGACAUCAAACUUGCUCGAGUAAUGCUAUUUGCGGCAGACAACAUACCUCCUUUGCAGGAGCUGACAUACGACUAUGGCUAUGCGCUUGAUAGUGUCUCUGGUCCGGAUGGAAAGAUACAACAGAUGGCCUGUUACUGUGGUGCAGCAGAUUGCAAGAAGCGCUUAUUCUAGGUGCUUAAUUCUGAUCAACACCUUACCUGUUGACAUCUUUUGGCCAAAUGAUGUUGGCCUGCACCAACAUUUUAGCGUGCACUGACCUUUGUUCACCGCCUUCAACUGAUGUUACCUUCUACAUCCUGAUUCCCUUGCAUCAGUUUGACUCCGUGGGUUCCCCUGGAGGUGCCUAUAAUAUAGUAAUUCUGUAACUGAAAGCAAUUGUUUGAUAUGUCAAUUUUUUUGGAAAUCAAUGAAAAGGCAUGAUAAUAAUUUAUAGUAAUGCGGUCACAUGUAGCAUGUUACUUUCA
Molecule: messenger RNA, 2669 nt
Organism: Corylus avellana
Lineage: Eukaryota; Viridiplantae; Streptophyta; Magnoliopsida; Fagales; Betulaceae
Gene: SUVH4
Product: histone-lysine N-methyltransferase, H3 lysine-9 specific SUVH4-like protein
Cellular component (GO): nucleus
Molecular function (GO): protein binding; double-stranded DNA binding; zinc ion binding
Source: RefSeq, a predicted model, not a curated record